CUCUCGAAUUUUCCUCUUUUUUUUGGCCCCCGGGAAAAUAUCGUCGAGAAAGUCGGCGCCAUGGACGCUGCGGCGAGCUCCAUUGCCCUUGAUUCGGUCAGGAUCGCCCGUCGUCAGCUACGUAAUGGCAGUCCCGACUCAUCGAGGUUUCAAACGUCUGUACGUUUCCAUUUUGCGAAUGGGCAGAGGGAUUAUGAAUCAUCCCAAGCCUUAAAGGUUUCUACGGAUUUGAAUGGCGAGAGGAGUGGAGCACUUUCAAGAUCAAAUUUCUUUGGCCCCUGUGAAAAGAGAAACCAGGUUAGACAGACAUUUUGCUCUGCUGGAGUGUGCACGUACGAUGGUACUGCUGUGGAGUCCGACUCGCAUGCUGCGGAAGAAAAAGUUGGAGUGCUCCUUCUGAAUCUCGGUGGUCCAGAGACUCUUCACGACGUGCAACCCUUUCUGUUCAAUUUAUUUGCAGAUCCCGAUAUCAUACGUCUUCCCAGGCUGUUCCGAUUCUUGCAAAAACCCCUUGCGCAGCUAAUAUCUGUAAUCCGGGCUCCCAAAAGUAGAGAAGGAUAUGCUGCCAUAGGAGGCGGCUCACCUUUACGUAAAAUAACUGAUGAGCAGGCACAGGCACUCAAAGGGGCUUUGGAAGCAAAGAACAUGUCUGCAAAUGUCUAUGUUGGCAUGCGCUACUGGUAUCCCUUCACCGAGGAGGCAGUUCAGCAGAUCAAGAGGGACAGGAUUACAAGGCUUGUUGUACUUCCGCUCUAUCCACAAUAUUCUAUUUCUACGACUGGUUCAAGCGUCCGAGUCAUUCAAAAUGCAUUCAAGGAAGAUGCUUAUCUGUCAACAGUGCCUGUUUCUAUAAUACAAUCUUGGUAUCAAAGAGAGGGUUACAUAAAGUCUAUGGCGGACCUGAUUCAGAAGGAACUGGAGAGUUUCUCCAACCCUGAGGAAGCCGUAAUAUUCUUCAGUGCUCAUGGAGUACCCGUUAGUUACAUUGUGGAUGCUGGAGAUCCAUACAAGGACCAGAUGGAAGAGUGCAUUUACUUGAUUAUGCAGGAACUGAAAUCUAGAGGAGUUAACAAUCAGCAUAAACUUGCUUACCAGAGCCGAGUUGGACCUGUGGAAUGGCUGAAGCCCUACACUGAUGAAGUACUUGUCGAGCUCGGCAAAAAAGGGGUGAAGAGUCUCCUAGCAGUUCCAGUGAGCUUUGUGAGUGAGCAUAUUGAAACUCUUGAAGAGAUAGACAUGGAGUACAGAGAGUUGGCACUUGAAUCUGGCGUUGAGAAUUGGGGCCGUGUUCCGGCUCUGGGUUGUACCUCUUCGUUCAUCACGGAUCUAGCUGAUGCAGUGAUCGAAACCCUACCUUCAGCAACAGCCCUGUCGAGCCCCAGGACUUCCUCAAAUUCUCUUGACCUGGAUCCGGUUAACUAUGCAAUCAAGAUGUUUUUUGGUUCAAUAUUGGCAUUUCUCUUGCUUUUAUCCCCAAAAAUGAUAACAGCUUUCAAGAAUCAUCUCUGAGGAAGAUACAACAUGCUGUUGAACGUCAAUAAGAUUGACAUGAAAGAUUUGAGAGUAGAGUCCAAAAUCCCAUAUGCACUUCGAAAAUUGCUCCUUUUUUCCACCUUGGAUUGUCGACAUUUGCUCGUGUGGGA
Molecule: messenger RNA, 1643 nt
Organism: Syzygium oleosum
Lineage: Eukaryota; Viridiplantae; Streptophyta; Magnoliopsida; Myrtales; Myrtaceae
Product: ferrochelatase-2, chloroplastic
Exons: 9
Coding region: 61-1509 (482 amino acids)
Biological process (GO): heme biosynthetic process
Molecular function (GO): protoporphyrin ferrochelatase activity
Source: RefSeq, a predicted model, not a curated record